AUGAGGGUAAUCUGGUUGGCCAUUGCGGCGGUCGCUACCGCGCAGCAGGUCCAUAUUGGGCCGAAUGGAAUCAUCCAGGGCCAUGAAGCACCGAAGAAUCCAGGGGUCGCAGAAUGGUUGGGGGUUCCCUAUGCUCAGCCGCCGGUCGGCCAAUUGCGAUUUGCACCGCCCGAGCCGCACACGCCUCAGGGCGUUUAUACUGCAUCACAAUAUGAUAAUACAGGGAAAUGUAUGUACUCGGUGUCCAGCCUAGUCAACUAUCCCGACAAGACUCCGCAAUUCGACAGCAUUUUUGAAGCAUUCGCGGCUAUCAACAACAACACGCAGAGUGAAGAUUGUUUGACUCUGAACAUUUGGUCGAAGCCAGACUCGAAUAAACUCAAGCCAGUUUAUGUUCAUUUCUACGGCGGCAGAUGGACCAGCGGCACGACCGACACUCCUUUCUACUAUGGCGGCGGAUUUGCUGAUGCGGAAGAUGUAAUCGUCGUAACGGUCAACUACCGUAUGAACAUCUUCGGGUUUCCCGGGUUGCCUGGACAUCCUUCGAACCUGGGUCUGCUGGACCAACGUCUGGCGAUCGAAUGGCUGAAAAAAAAUAUCCGGGGAUUCGGAGGUGAUGAAAACCGCAUCGUCAUCUCCGGCCAGUCUUGUGGGAGUGCUUCUGUCGAUUAUUGGGCAUAUGCCUAUCGAUCCGAGCCGCUCGUCGCCGGCCUGAUUUCGCACUCUGGCACGGCCCUCAGCUUCCCGACAAAUAAUCGAACAACCGCGGCAAAUCAUUGGUAUACAGUCUCCGCUCAACUGGGCUGUGGCUCUUCGGGAGAUGUUCUGCCGUGCAUGAGGAACCAGAAAGCUAGUGCCAUCCUGGCUGCUGCCAGCGCCGUAAAGGUUCCGACUACCAACCCUGCUAGAAAAUCCCCGGCAUUUCAGCCCACUGUGGAUGAUGUGACUGUUUUUGAGAACUAUACUGCCCUUUCACAGCAAGGGAAAUUUGCGCGCAUCCCCUACUUGGUCGGCCACAACGCAAAUGAAGCAGGAUUUUACAAAAUUGCCUCGUACGCUCAAGGCUCCACGUUGACAGAUCAGCAGUGGGAUGACUUCAAUAUGCAAACUUUCUUCUGUCCCUCCAACCUCGAAGCCGCGCACCGGAGUCUUCGUCACACUCCUGUUUGGCGAUUUCAAUACCAAGCAGAUUGGGAGAACACCCGCCUGUACCCCACCAGCGGAGCGUACCACGGUGUUGAGCUCAACAUGAUUUAUGGCGAAUCUGCUGAGAUUACUGGGAUCGCAAUCUCCGAUGCACAGCGCCAGCUGCAGAAUAAGAUGCGGUCAGCCUGGGCGGCAUUCAUUGCUGAUCCAGAUCAUGGACUAGAGGCACUGGGAUGGCCAAAAUAUAAUCCUCAAGCUUCUACCCUUGCGGAGAUUGGUCUCAACAAUGAUCCUAGCAUGUCUUUUGUAUCCACGUCGAGCUCUGCUCAGCAGUGUGCAGCCUUACUGGCGAAACUAUGA
Messenger RNA from Penicillium canariense, 1506 nucleotides. RefSeq names its product CAZyme family CE10. Lineage: Eukaryota; Fungi; Ascomycota; Eurotiomycetes; Eurotiales; Aspergillaceae. The record is from RefSeq and is a predicted model, not a curated record. The transcript has 6 exons. Bases 1 to 1506 code for a protein of 501 amino acids.